AUUGUCACAAAGUGCCUCUAUUGUAUUAAAAUACAUUUUACAAAAUGUUGUUAUUGUGCUUUAGAUUUGGAAAUUGAGGACACAUAUUCAUGGUUUCUUCCACUCUCAAAUUUCAUUAAAUAGUUGAGUCUGGAUUUAUUUCAAUUUGAAUCAGGUUGGUAAAUCCUAUUGAAGCCAAAACCAAAUCAUCCAUUUGGUUAUAUAGUUAUAAAUCUCACAUUCUUGAUUUCGAGUCUCACUAUCAGCAAAAUAUUUCUACGUUCUUGACAAAACAAAUAACAACAUGACAUCAAAAUAGAUCUCAAAUUUUGUCUUCUAUCAAAGUAGUGAUCAGAUGGCAGAUCGUUACCUCGCCAUUUUCUUCGUAUCUCUUUCUUGUCUUUAUCGAUCAUUUGAUGCGAGUGCUGGAGAUGUUGAUCCAUUAUACAGGGCAUGUAUUUCGCAAUGUGAAAAAACUGGAUGUGUUGGUGAAACAUGUUUCACACAAUGCAAAUACUCUGUAGAUGGUUCUUUCUCUGAUAGCCAGAAAGAGCCCCUAUACCGGCAAUUGACACAAACCGAUUGCUCAAAUGACUGCAAGUACCACUGCAUGCUUCAAAGAGAAAAAGAACGAGCUGCACUUGGAUUUGGACCUGUGAAAUAUCAUGGUAAAUGGCCAUUUAAACGAGUGUUCGGGCUUCAGGAGCCUAUUGCUGUUGCUUUCUCUGCAUUUAACCUUGCAAUGCAUAUCCAAGGAUGGCUUUCCUUUUUCAAGCUACGAUCAAAGACGAUAAAUAAGAGGAUAUCUUAUGAUUAUGCUGGUCUAUGGCACAUAUGGGCCUUCUUGUCCGUGAAUUCAUGGUUUUGGAGUGUUGUCUUCCACAGUCGAGAUGUGGAAUUGACAGAAAAACUAGAUUACUCAUCUGCAGUGGCAUUACUUGGAUUUUCACUUAUUAUAUCAAUACUAAGAAGUUUCAGUAUAAGGGAUGAGGCUACGAGAGUAUUGAUGUCUGCUCCACUGCUUGCCUUUACAACCACCCAUAUUUUGUACCUGAACAACUAUCAAAUGGACUAUGGAUGGAACAUAAAAGUUUGUGUUACAAUGGGUGUUGCUCAGCUUCUGAUUUGGGCAAUUUGGGCUGGAAUCAGUAAUCAUCCAUCCAAAUGGAAAAUAUGGACAGUGGUUGUAGGGAGUGGAUUUGCUAUGCUUUUAGAAAUUUAUGAUUUUCCUCCAUAUGCAGGACUAAUAGAUGCACAUUCUCUUUGGCAUGCUACAACAGUUCCUCUGACUUAUAUUUGGUGGAGUUUUAUCCAAGAUGAUGCAAAAUACCAAACAAUUAACCCUAGUAAGAAAGUAGAGUAAUGUUUUUUUUAACAGGGUUGUGUCCUUUUCCGAACCCUACGUGAAUGUGGGAUGUCUUGUGCACCGGGCUGUCCUUUUUAUAUCCUUUUGGGAUUGAUUUUUGACAUGUAGAGGUUGAUUUAGGCAAUAUUAGUCGAGAAUGACUCCUUUUCAUUUGUUUUUAUUUCUUCAUCGUAAGUUGCAAUUUGCUAGAAAAGGAUUGCUUUCACUCAUAAGCAGAGCCAAGUUAUGUCUAAUGACUUCAAAGUUUGUUGCAAAGGUGAUGGUACAUUCUGUUCUUGA
Nicotiana attenuata is the source of this 1624-nucleotide messenger RNA. Its product is annotated as post-GPI attachment to proteins factor 3-like. The transcript is spliced from 5 exons. Gene Ontology annotation, biological process: GPI anchor biosynthetic process. Gene Ontology annotation, cellular component: endoplasmic reticulum membrane. Lineage: Eukaryota; Viridiplantae; Streptophyta; Magnoliopsida; Solanales; Solanaceae. The record is from RefSeq and is a predicted model, not a curated record. Gene Ontology annotation, molecular function: hydrolase activity, acting on ester bonds. The coding region runs from base 335 to 1342 and encodes 335 amino acids.